CGAUACUGUGACUGUUUUCAAUCUAUCAGCAUUUCACUUAUAGGCUACUAAUCAUUAACAGAUAUAUAAUUAAAAUAUAUGUACUGUGAAUGAUACAGUAAUGUGUGUGGUUAUUCAGAGCACUACGUUCUUUUGUGGGUGUUUAUUAUGUAACUUUAUAUAACCCUUUGUAAAUAUUCACAGCAUUAUUUGAUUACAGAGGUCUGCCUCAUGACAGGUGAAAGAGAGCAGGUACACGGGGUUUUAACCCGCGCCCUGUCAUCAGUUCGCCAAGCGGAAUCUGAAUUGAGGUCUCAUACAACUGACGAUAUAGAUGAUUUUGAUGCAGCCUCUUUUGUCAGUGAAACAAGGGCCUUGUUUAGAAGUAGAUCUGUGGACUCAUCACAAAGGACAGGAAAGACAGGCAGAAAAAAAGGACGGCAAAGGGGACAUUUAUGGAAGACUCAUUUUUUCUUACUGCAAAAGAACAAUGAAGAAUUUGUACCACCACCGUCUGAACUAUCAAGACUGACAAGAAAUGGAUUAGGAGUUCCUAAAUGUGAACAACCUGCUACCAAUGAAAGAUAUGGUUCAAAAUCUACUGUUCAGCGAAGCUGGAGUUUAAGACAGUUAGAGAAUUUUGUGCAAGAUAGUUUUCCUGACGUUCCUUUGCAUCUAACUGGCUUUACCUUUGCAAAGGCAGAGAAGGGUCGGCGUCUUAGUAAGCUAAACAUAACGUCUGCAGCUGACCUACAAACCAAGAUAGGAAAAGGAAAGAUUUUUAUAGUUCCUAAUCGUGAUAUACCAUUGCCAAUUGAGAGAACAGAAGGAAGGAUGUUAAAUGAAAGCCGUCAAGUAACAGCAGGAAGCAAUGCAUCAGUGACCCAAUUGCAAGUUCAGGAGCAGGUGCAUAUACAAGAAUUGUCAAAUGGAAAUAUUGGUACAAGGACUUCAGAAAAUCCCAUUGUAGAAGACUACCACCAAAGAGAAAAUGAGGUUAUGCAACAACAUGCUACCAAUGCAAUGGCUGAUCUUCUAGAAAAUGAAACAUCAGAAAACAUCCCACAAAGGGCAGCUGAAACUGAGAUUCUGGACAUUGAGCAACUAUUUCAGGCUGAUAGCUUCGAAAAUGAACUGAUUGCAGCUGGCCAAUCACAGUUUCAAUUAUCAGAAUGGACUACUCAUCCAUCAACGCCUCCACCACUACCUUUCUCAUGUAAAUGCUGACACACCAACAGUUCAGCUCCACCAGUCUCUUUUGGGAGAAAAGGAGCAGGAGCUUGAAAGAGCUUUCUCUGAUCUAGAUGUGUUAUUGGAAGAAGAAGUUACAGUUGAAGUUAAAAGACACACUGUUUAGAAGAUGUACAAAGAAUUUACAGUAAUCAAAGUAUCAUCAAUAAACGUUUACAUGUUAACUUUAUUGGGGAAGAGGGAGAUGACUUUGGUGGGUUAACAAAAGAUCUUUUUUCUUCUUUUUGGAACAGUGCUUUCAUUCAGUGGUUUAAAGGUGAGGAUGCUCUUGUCCCAUGUAUACCAGUAAAUCAAUAUGCCAAAGCGCAGGACAUUUUUUCUGUUGUUGGUAACGUUUUGUCACAUAUGUGUCAGCUUAAUCAUUGCGUGCCACCCAGAUUUUGUAGAUCAACACUGCUAUCUGUUGUGUUUAAUACCUCUAUGAUUGAUAGUAGAACACUGUUGGAUGACUUUAUGCUCCAUGUAACAGUACCUGAACGAACCUUGCUGCAAAAGGCUUUGAAUAGUUUUGAAAAACUAAGCAUUUCUGAAAAAUCUGACUUGCUGACCUUUUAUUCUGUGAAUGGCAUGCACACAGUUCCUUCAGCUAAAGAUUUUAGAGAGCAACUGGUUCUUGUAGCACAAAAUGAACUGGUAAUAAAACCAAUGUUCUUGAAUUGCUUUAUAAGGCAGGCUAUUCCAGAGUCUCAUAUGAGAGCAUUUUGGUCACAGUUAGAUACAGACUUAAUUUCGUACCUGUACUGGCAGGAGAUGCCUACUGCAGACCGUGUGUUGCAGUGUAUAACAACUUCUGAAAAAGACCUGAAACCUGAAGAAGAAGUUGCUUAUUACUAUUUACGUGACUUCAUCAAGUCAGUGGAUCAGGAUGAAAUGUCCAAAUUUCUGCAUUUUGUUACAGGAUCCCCAUUACUGCCAAAUGAUGGCAUUACAAUAGUAUUUAAUAGACUUUGUGGUAGCCUGAGGAGACCUAUUGCACACACUUGUAGCAAUACACUAGAAAUACCAGUAAGCUAUGCUUCAGUACAGGACUUCAAACGAGAAAUGAAAUCCAUUCUAAAUUCAGAGAAUGCAUUUAUAAUGACAAUGCUUUAAGGUAGUGGUUAGAAUCACAGCAGCUAUAUCUGAAGUCAAGUGAUGUGAAGAAUCAUUUGACAAGGGAUGUUUUUAUAUAAAAAAAUAUAUAUUUUACUUGUAAAUGCCCAACUACUUAAGCCUGCUUCUUUCAUAAUGAUUUGUAAAGCCUUGAUAGCAUGACUUCCCAGGAACACCACAGCGUAAAGCCUGUAAAAAAUGGAGGGUCAGCAAUCAGUUGAGAUAAAAUUUAUAGUUUUCUGUUCCAAUUCCCUUUUAAUCCAUUCCAAUUACUUUUAUGACAUAGGC
Messenger RNA from Acipenser ruthenus (sterlet), 2610 nucleotides. RefSeq lists its product as uncharacterized. The transcript has 10 exons. The record is from RefSeq and is a predicted model, not a curated record. NCBI's taxonomy places the organism in Eukaryota, Metazoa, Chordata, Actinopteri, Acipenseriformes, Acipenseridae. Bases 211 to 1206 code for a protein of 331 amino acids.